This is a messenger RNA of Anas platyrhynchos (mallard), 5340 nucleotides long. RefSeq names its product G protein-coupled receptor 180 (gene GPR180). The record is from RefSeq and is a predicted model, not a curated record. Gene Ontology annotation, biological process: response to pheromone; G protein-coupled receptor signaling pathway. Lineage: Eukaryota; Metazoa; Chordata; Aves; Anseriformes; Anatidae.
GGGGGGGGCGGGAGGGAGGUGACGUGAGGGGCCGGUGCGAUGCGGUGGCGGCUGCUGUGGGCGCUGUGCGCCUGCUGCUGGGGCUGCGCCUGGGGCAAGACGCUGCGGGGCGGCUUCGUCAGCGCCGCCGCCCGCCUGCAGCCCUGGCGGCCCCUGGCGCGCUUCCAGUUCCACGGUGACCAUGCUGUUCUGUGUGUCAGAAUCAACAACGUAGCAGUAGCUGUGACAAAAGAAGCUAGACUUCACCUGUUUCAAGCACAGGAAUGGCUGAAGCUGCAGAACAGUAUCCAAGAUCACAGCUGUACAGAGAAAUUCUAUAAAGCUCAACUGACAAUGACUGUGAACCACACAGAGCAAAAUCUGACAGUGUCCCAGAUUCCUUAUCCGGAAACAUGGUAUGUGUUUUAUGUAGACAAGUUUACCUGCGAAGAGAAUUAUUCUGAAACCGAGGAUAUUCAGUUUGAAAUGGUCUUACUAAAUCCAGAUGCAGAAGGGAAUCCAUUAGAUCACUUUAGCGCAGGGGAAUCUGGAUUACAUGAAUUCUUUUUCCUGCUUGUUCUAGCAUACUUCUUAACUGCUUGCAUAUAUGCACAGUCCCUAUGGCAAACAAUUAAGAAGCGUGGACCUAUGCAUACUGUAUUAAAGGUGCUGUCAACUGCAUUAUUGUUGCAGGCUGGUUCAGCUUUUGCCAACUACCUCCAUUUCUCAAGUUAUUCCAAGGAUGGAAUAGGAGUACCUUUUAUGGGAACUCUGGCAGAAUUGUGUGACAUAGUCUCUCAGAUACAAAUGCUGUAUUUAUUGUUGAGUCUGUGCAUGGGUUGGACAAUAGGCAGAAUGAAGAAAUCUCAUAGCAGACCUCUUCAAUGGGAUUCCACUCCAGCAUCUACUGGCAUUGCUGUAGUAGUUGUUGUUACACAGAGCCUUUUAUUAAUUUGGGAACAGUUUGAAGAUACUAAUCACCACAGCUACCAUUCACAUCAUGGCUUAGCAAGUGGACUGCUUAUUGGCCUCAGAGUUUGCCUAGCUUUGUCGCUGGCUGCGGGUCUUUACCAGAUCAUCACAGUGGAGAGAAGCACGCUGAAAAGGGAAUUCUAUAUCACCUUUGCCAAAGCCUGCAUUCUCUGGUUUUUGUGCCACCCAUGUCUUGCAACCGUUUCUGUAAUAUUCAGAGAAUAUCAAAGAGAAAAGAUUAUUACCAUAGGUGUUAUCCUCUGUCAGAGCAUCUCCAUGGUUAUCCUCUACAGACUUUUUCUCUCUCAUAGUCUAUAUUGGGAAGUGUCUUCAUUAUCAUCAGUGACAUUGCCACUAACAGUAUCCUCUGGACAUAAAAAUCGACAUCACUUCUGAGAUGUUUAGGAAGAAUACGUUAUGUAAUAAAUGUGCAAUAAUGACCCAAACAUACAGGUAUUUAUGUCACAGGUAUGUGAUACAUUGGUUUCACUGGAAAACCGGUUGGUGAUAUCCAGAGCACUUCACGGACCUUUGGUCUGACACAGUCCUUAGAUUAAUCUGUUUCAAGUAUUGCUGAGUGGGAAAAAUCCAUAAUUUGAAUCAUUUCCUGAAGAUGGUUUGUGGGUAGCACAUGGUGCUGAGCCAUGUCACAGAAAAGUACAAUAAUUCUUUUCUCUCCCAUUCACAGCCACAAAAAAUAUCCCUGCUUUGUAUCAAUACUAAGUUUGAAGGUCUUAUAAAAUGCAGUUCUUAAAAUGUCGACAAGCUCCAACAAGUCUGAAAUAGGCCAAUUGUGAAAUUGGUGUGAUGCAUAACAACGAAUACAAGUUCUUUUAUUUUUGUGCUUUAGAAAAAAAUACAUUUUAUGUAUAGGGAUAAAAGGGGAAACAAAAGAGGGAGAGUCCACUAAGAACGUAUAUAAAUGUUUACAACUAACCGUGGGAAAUUUUUCUUUAGUAUUGGUGUAAAAGAAAAGCAUUUUUUGCAAUUACUGUUCAUAUUGGUUAGAAUUGUAAUGGGAAUGGAAAUAGAGUUUAUAUUUUCCUUUUUAAAAAUCUCACCCAGUAAAGUUCUAAACAAUAUUUGAGGCUUAGAAGAUAUAGUAACAUAAAGGUAAUUAAAACAGCAGGCUCGCAAAAAAAAAAAAAGGCAAAGAAAAUGGAAUGGGUGAUGUGGUACUAGAAUUUUAAUCCUGAUAUAAUUCAUUUCUCUUACAUUGAGGAUUCAAUCAUAAUUAAGCCAUAUACACAGAUUAAAUUAACAGAAGCAUUUCAAAUAAAUGUUGGUUUCAGUCAUCAACUACCCAUGAAUUCCUGCCCAAGGAUACUUAAUCAGGAUUAAAUUUUCUAUGAAUAAUUGAAAAACAAAAUACUCACUGGAUUUGUUAUAAUCCAUGUUGGCACUGGGUUCUAAGUAGUUGCCAUCUUCCAUCCAUUGUAAUAAAGCCAUACUACUUUGUGAUGCCCUAGCAUUCAGAAAGCCAGUGUAAAUAUAUACUUUAUUGAAGUGCCUAUUUAUUGAGUAUGAUGAAAUCGUGCUGACAUUUUUUCCUUCGUAAUAAGAACAUACCUAUUACCAUUGUGACUGCAAUCGUUCUCUUGGGAUUUACUUUAUUAUUUUUCAUAUUUUAGAUUUCUCGCCAUACAAGUGUGUUUCUUCACGACGCCGAUUUUAUUUCCUAGUAAACAAAUGUUUGUUUCUUCUUAAUAGUAUGUAUUUAAUUAUGCCUUUUUGAAAAUGUGAAGACACCAGGGUUCUAGCUUUAAAAUAACCCUAACUUUUCCAUGCGUGUUUGCCUCAGCUGUGAGCAUAGUUGAAACAUAAGUCUAUUCCAUUUCAGUUUAGAGGAGAAAGUAGACAUUUGCCUUUGACUAAGGCAAAAUGGCAACAUGACAAAGUUGCUCAUUAAAUCAUCUCCUUUCUUAUUGUUUGUAAUUCAGAUCAAGAAUGGCAGGUUGAGGCUGGAAAAGAUGAGAUAUUAUGAUUUCACACAAUCUUCAGAGUGAUUAAAAGAUUAAUUAUUACAUUCCUCUGAUAACCACACAAAAAUAUUAUUGGUUAAAACUUCAGUCUUUAUUUCCCUGCUUAUCUCUGUACUUUUCAUCUUCUCAAGAAAAAAGCAUCCUGUUUUUGAUAAGUCUCCAAUAAUGCAGUAGAAGAGUUCUAUCUGUCCUCAUGUAUAAGACAUGAAAUUCACACACAAAAUAGAAUUUUCUGAUAGACACAAGAGCUACUUUAUAGUUUAUGAUCUGUCAUGAUAAAAGUUUUAACCUAUGCAGAAAAAUUGCAUGUGACUUUCAGAAUAGGCACUCUAUUUAUUUCAUUCUCCAGAAGUACUUUCUUACUUCCUGUAGUCCCUCUGACUUCAGUCUGCCAGUGUUAAGGUAAAUGAUAUCUUAAUUUCACCUUUUAAGUAUACCCUACAACAAUUCAUAAAAUGAAUUCAGAAUUCAUAGUUCAUCUGGGUAUAAAUACAAAGCAUCAGAUGUUGUCUCUUAAUCUUUUCCAGAUUGCCCCGUAAGUCAACAGGUAACAUUAUCCUCUUAGUCUGGCAUUGAAUCCAAUGAUUUGAAAAUAAAAUUCUGAUUUUACUAUUAAUGUAACUGUAGCAAUUAAGUAUCACUUUCUCAUGGUAAGCUGUACCACGGACAUGCGUUUCUGCUCAGGUCUGUUAGCGUUCCUUCAUAACCAACAUCCACCGGUGUUCUGUUAUUAAAUCACUAACGCAUGCUGUAGCAGUGGGUCAGGAUGACUGUGCUAAUACUCAAGAAGUCAGUUAAUUCGGUACGUGAUACCCAUGGGUGUGGGGUGGCUGGAGUCUUCAAAUAUGACCUAUUUACAAAACUUCUUGCUUACCUAAACUCUGGCUUGAAGUUUACUGCCUGAAGAACGGUUUGAAUAUGUGAAAUUCUCCCUGCUUCCUAACUAACAUACAUUUUUAACGAGACCAAUUGAUGAAACCUUGUUGUUUUUUUUCAUGCUUAUUCACAUAUUGACCCAUUUAACCGUUUUGGUUUCAUAACCUCAUCUUAGGAGAAUAGCUUCCAGGCUUCUUUUAGUUGUCUUCAAUCAGUGCAUCCUGCCAGAAAAGCUUUCUCUUUUUUCUAAAACGUGCUUUCCAUCACACACGCACACCCCCCCCAAAAAAAAAAAAAAAGUUUUGCGUCGCCAAACUGCGGCUCUGGCUGAUCUGAGCAACUCAUGAUGCACCCACCUCAGCUACACACCAGAUGACAGCAGUGGACAAAAGCACUCCUUCAGCAUGCCCGUAGCCCCAGCACACAAAUGGCAUGGUUUUGUGCCAGCUGAAAGCAGUCGUGGACCCGGGGAGCUCUCAGCGGGAGGGCUGUAGCCAGCUUGCAGACUCCCUGCCACCUCGCCCGCUGCAAAGAGAGAGAAACACGCUGCGUGCAAAGGCAGCGCUACCAGCUGCUGGCCGUGCUGAGCACAACUAUUUAGCUGGGGCUGAAUGGCAGCUUCGUACUUGUUAGUUUUUGUGCGUCGCGUGGUUCUGUUUUAAAUAAAGUUGCAGAGAGAGGGUAUACUAAUUCCAUUGUCUGUGAGUUUCGGUGCUUGGAAAAGAUAAGUAUACAUGGACAAGAUUGCAAACCGAAGUUGUUUGCACUCUGAAGAAAUUCACUUCAGUGCAUGAGAGGACGUUUCCUUGCCAGUCAUCGCCUUUUCUACUGGCACAGAUGCCAGUUAGUGUCAAUUCUGAUUUAUUGGUUGGGGGGAGGAUCGUUGUUCAGGAGGAAUGAGAGUGAGAUCAGCAAUUCAGCCUCCGAGACCCCCCACACGCUGCGAGGAGUGGUAAUCUUGCAUGGCUCCCGACCCGGGCUGGAUUGGAACCAGUGAUGUAGAGGUUGGAACAAUGCUCCAGCUCAUCCCCUAAGCUAUUCGCUCCCAUUCCGUGUAGGGUAUGUUGAUUGUGCUUUUAUUUAAAGUGCUUCAGGUAGGAAAAAUGAAUAUUUACAAUUAAAUAUAUGUAAAUGGAAGUGGAAAGGCUUGAUUGGAAAAAUAUCAAGUUUCUAAUACAUAUUACUAUACUAAGACCUCCCACACAAGACAAACAUUUAUAGUCAGACCUAAUAAAUAUUCCUUUCUGGUUCCAGUGCUAAUGGAGAGCCACAGAGGUAUCAAAAUCUUUUUGUUUGCAUCUCCGUCCUCUACAGAACUGGAAGACUGUUUGAUCCAAUUUGGUUCUGGUUUAUUCUGUGUGAUGCCAUGCCUCUACUCGACACUUUUUACAGAUUGCUAUAAAUGUUGGCUGGGCUGGCUAAAACCGAUUGUUAUGUUGUACCUUGUAACUCUUUUUGUGUGACUAUGCAAUGUACAAGGGGCAGGUGAUCCUUGCAAAUGUCAAACAUUAAAAGAAAAUAUUAAGCUAUU